GUAGGAUCUGCUCUGUCAACUGAUGAUUUCGUAUGGGCUCUGAUCUGUUCUCAUGGGCUUCACCGGUUAGCAAUAGGCUGAGCGAAGGUUCAAUUAAAAAAAAAAUCCCGACACGGACAUGACGACGAACUACGCCUCUCUCCUCUAUCUCUUCGUCUUACGGAGUGCUUCUCGCGGCUCCAGAUCGAAAGGCGACUCCCCUUGCGUAGCUGACCUUCCGUCUCCUUCGUCGCAAGAACUCAGCGUAUGCGUCAACUAUAAAAAGGUAUGCUUGGUUCUUCUCAGAGACUACAUCUCAAAGAUCCGUCACGAGUUUGAUCUGGCGAAACAGAGGUUCCUCAAUACCUCUAAAGCUCUAAUUAUAUGCCUAAGAUGCAAUCCUCAAGAUGGCGUCAAAACAGUUGAGGUAAGGUGUUUUGAAGCGGAGUAUGAUAGACUUCAACAGAGAGGCUCUCUGGUUAUUAUAAAUCAUCUCAUGUUUGAAGUUAUGGAAAUGCACAAGUAUUCAUCUUUUUACGAGCUGUUAAAAGCCAAGAGUCCUGAGAAUGUCUUCCCUGGCACUAAUACACUUGAAGACUGUAUGCAAAUGUUCAAGAAGUGGUGUGAUGUUCAUGAUCAAGAGAAGAAGAACAAUGGUGUUUUCGCAAUCCAUCUUAGUAAAUCAGUUUCUCAGCCUUGUGCAGCUUUGUCUCACAUACUCUCUGGCUUGAGUUACACGGCUGUGCAAAGCCUUCUGGGUCUUUCUCACACCAUUGGGUCCAUUCGGUUCUACUCUCUUCCUUUAUGCUUCCAUAUAAACCAAAGCCUCGCAAAUUAUUCCUAUGAUUUGAUAUAUGAUCUUUCCAAGCAGACACUGUUAAUGAGCAAGAUCGAGAGCUACUGAGAGAGGAGGCGAUCAGGAAGAUGACAUCCACCGCCAUAAUUAUUGCCAGAUCUUUAAUAUGGCGCACCAUACUGUUGUUUUGAUAUCAAACAAGGUAGUGGUUGCUUACGCAGACUAAUACCAAUGUCGGUACGCAACAAGAGGUUGUUCUUACUACUAUCUUGCCGGUAAAUCCUGGAAGCUGAAAUUCUGUGAACUGGUUGUUGUUGUUAUUCGUCCUCUAAUCUAGACGAUGUUGUGUAUUGAUGCACAAGCGUUGGAGUGCCCACUCACGGAGAGCUCAAAACACUAGAGAAGAGAAUGGAAUCUUCCCAGCUCAGAACUAGGAACCUCACAACCAGUGACUUAGUAAGAGAUUACUUGCGUUACUUGAUGGGUGAAAGAUCAAGUAUUGGAGAAGAGAUUCUCUGCCAGUUCAGCUUCCCUGAGAGACAUGGUGCUCUGAUAAACUUCUUGGACUCUUUCAGUCCACGUUGGAACAUUAGCCUUUUCCAUUACCGUGCAGAGGGUGGGGCAGGCGCGAACGUGCUGGUUGGGAUCCAAGUGCCCGAGCAAAACAUGGCGUAUUUCAGAAACCGAGCUCAAGUUCUUGGAUACGAGUACGUCUUGGUAAUUGAAGACACUGUUUUCAAGCUUCUUAUGCACUGAGUUUAAAGCUGUGAUGGAGAGACCAAAACCAAGAAGGAAGUAGAAGAAACAUGAGAGGUCUUCUUUGUGUCCAUUGUUAGUCUUGAGCUCUCUGUUAGAAACAUCUGUGAGUCUUGGGUCUUUUGGACGGGCUUUUAUGUCACGGGCCUAUUACGCUAGCCCAAUAUGUAACAUUUAUUGCAUGUGAGCUCUCAUCGUUAUGAACUUAUGAUGUAGACUUUAUAUACCUUUCAGCAAAUUACGUUGUAGUUAUUGUUUAAUGAUAGCACAAUCUCAUCUCA
Molecule: messenger RNA, 1812 nt
Organism: Brassica napus (rape)
Lineage: Eukaryota; Viridiplantae; Streptophyta; Magnoliopsida; Brassicales; Brassicaceae
Exons: 13
Coding region: 119-883 (254 amino acids)
Source: RefSeq, a predicted model, not a curated record